This is a messenger RNA of Choloepus didactylus (southern two-toed sloth), 3273 nucleotides long. RefSeq names its product dynamin 1 (gene DNM1). Gene Ontology annotation, cellular component: microtubule; membrane; cytoplasm. Lineage: Eukaryota; Metazoa; Chordata; Mammalia; Pilosa; Megalonychidae. The record is from RefSeq and is a predicted model, not a curated record. Gene Ontology annotation, molecular function: GTP binding; GTPase activity; microtubule binding.
CGAGGGGCUGGGGGCCGGCGGCUCAGGCAGUCCCGGCGUGCGGCGGCAGCGGCGGAGCCCGAGCCCGGAGCCGAGCGGCAGGCGGAUAGCAGCCCGCGGGGCCCGCCGCAGCCAUGGGCAACCGCGGCAUGGAGGACCUCAUCCCGCUGGUCAACCGGCUGCAAGAUGCCUUCUCCGCCAUCGGCCAGAACGCGGACCUCGACCUGCCGCAGAUCGCUGUGGUGGGCGGCCAGAGCGCUGGCAAGAGCUCGGUACUCGAGAAUUUCGUAGGCAGAGACUUCCUGCCCCGAGGAUCUGGCAUUGUUACACGCCGCCCCCUGGUCCUGCAGCUGGUUAAUGCUACCACAGAAUAUGCCGAGUUCCUGCACUGCAAGGGGAAGAAAUUCACCGACUUUGAGGAGGUGCGUCUGGAGAUCGAGGCUGAGACAGACCGGGUCACUGGCACCAACAAGGGCAUCUCGCCGGUGCCCAUCAACCUCCGCGUCUACUCACCGCACGUUCUGAACCUGACCCUGGUGGACCUGCCCGGAAUGACCAAGGUCCCGGUGGGGGACCAGCCUCCUGACAUCGAGUUCCAGAUCCGGGACAUGCUUAUGCAGUUCGUCACCAAGGAGAACUGCCUCAUCCUGGCCGUGUCACCCGCCAACUCCGACCUGGCCAACUCGGAUGCCCUCAAGGUCGCCAAGGAGGUGGACCCCCAGGGGCAGCGCACCAUCGGGGUCAUCACGAAGCUGGACCUGAUGGACGAGGGCACAGACGCCCGGGAUGUGCUGGAGAAUAAGCUGCUUCCUCUGCGCAGAGGCUACAUUGGCGUGGUGAACCGGAGCCAGAAAGACAUUGAUGGCAAGAAGGACAUCACGGCCGCCUUGGCUGCUGAGCGCAAAUUCUUCCUCUCCCACCCUUCCUACCGCCACUUGGCCGACCGCAUGGGCACACCCUACCUGCAGAAGGUCCUCAACCAGCAACUGACGAACCAUAUCCGGGACACGCUGCCAGGGCUGCGGAACAAGCUGCAGAGCCAGCUGCUGUCCAUUGAGAAGGAGGUGGAAGAGUACAAGAACUUCCGCCCAGAUGACCCAGCACGCAAGACCAAGGCACUGCUGCAGAUGGUCCAGCAGUUUGCCGUGGACUUUGAGAAGCGCAUUGAGGGCUCAGGAGACCAAAUUGACACCUAUGAACUGUCAGGGGGGGCCCGCAUCAACCGUAUCUUCCAUGAGCGCUUCCCCUUCGAGCUGGUCAAGAUGGAGUUUGAUGAGAAGGAACUCCGAAGAGAGAUCAGCUAUGCUAUCAAGAAUAUCCAUGGCAUUAGAACGGGGCUGUUCACCCCAGACAUGGCCUUUGAGACCAUUGUGAAAAAGCAGGUGAAGAAGAUCCGAGAACCGUGUCUCAAGUGUGUGGACAUGGUUAUCUCGGAGCUAAUCAGCACCGUUAGACAGUGCACCAAGAAGCUCCAGCAGUACCCUCGGCUGCGGGAGGAGAUGGAGCGCAUCGUGACCACCCACAUCCGGGAGCGUGAGGGUCGCACCAAGGAGCAGGUCAUGCUCCUCAUCGACAUUGAGCUGGCUUACAUGAACACCAACCAUGAGGACUUCAUAGGCUUUGCCAAUGCUCAGCAGAGGAGCAACCAGAUGAACAAGAAGAAGGCUUCAGGGAACCAGGAUGAGAUUCUGGUCAUCCGGAAGGGCUGGCUGACCAUCAACAACAUUGGCAUCAUGAAGGGUGGCUCCAAGGAGUACUGGUUUGUGCUGACUGCUGAGAAUCUGUCCUGGUACAAGGAUGAUGAGGAGAAAGAGAAGAAGUAUAUGCUGUCCGUGGACAACCUGAAGCUGCGGGACGUGGAGAAGGGCUUCAUGUCGAGCAAGCACAUCUUCGCCCUCUUUAACACGGAGCAGAGGAAUGUCUACAAGGAUUACCGGCAGCUGGAACUGGCCUGUGAGACACAGGAGGAAGUAGACAGCUGGAAGGCCUCCUUCCUGAGAGCUGGCGUGUACCCUGAGCGUGUUGGGGACAAGGAGAAAGCCAGUGAGACCGAGGAGAAUGGCUCUGACAACUUCAUGCACUCCAUGGACCCACAGCUGGAGCGGCAGGUAGAGACCAUCCGGAACCUGGUGGACUCGUACAUGGCCAUCGUCAACAAGACCGUGAGGGACCUCAUGCCUAAGACCAUCAUGCACCUCAUGAUCAACAAUACCAAGGAGUUCAUCUUCUCAGAGCUGCUGGCCAACUUGUACUCGUGCGGGGACCAGAACACACUAAUGGAGGAGUCGGCCGAGCAGGCGCAGCGGCGCGACGAGAUGCUCCGCAUGUACCACGCGCUGAAGGAAGCGCUCAGCAUCAUCGGCGACAUCAACACGACCACCGUCAGCACGCCCAUGCCUCCGCCCGUGGACGACUCCUGGCUGCAGGUGCAGAGCGUACCGGCCGGACGCAGGUCGCCCACGUCCAGCCCUACGCCGCAGCGCAGAGCCCCCGCCGUGCCCCCAGCCCGGCCAGGGUCGCGGGGCCCUGCUCCUGGGCCUCCGCCUGCUGGGUCCGCCCUGGGGGGGGCGCCCCCCGUGCCCUCCAGGCCGGGGGCUUCCCCUGACCCUUUCGGCCCUCCUCCCCAGGUGCCCUCGCGCCCCAACCGCGCCCCGCCCGGGGUCCCCAGCCGAUCGGGUCAGGCAAGUCCAUCCCGUCCUGAGAGCCCCAGGCCCCCCUUCGACCUCUAACCAGAUCCUUCCUAUUCCUCGGAGACCUUCCUUUCCAAGCCUGCCUGGAUGGCUGUUCUGUGACAUGACAGUGGCUCCCCCAUCUCCCAAAGCUCCACCUUCAUCUGUGACUUAGUGAGCUGAGCUGACAUAACCAGGUGUGACGUUGGUGAAAACUUGUGCUCCCUUCUCUGGUAUUGCUCCCACCCUGUUCUAUAAAUAUCUAUAAAUAGUCAUAUAUAUACAUACAUAUAUAUAUAUAAAUGGCAGAUUCAGCCUUGCCUCUAGUGUUGGGAAUCAAAUCACCGUGCAGUCCCUGUGGAGUCUUGUGGCCCAACUACAAGGAAACGCUGUCACCCUGACACAGCCCCUCAAAGUGUUCCACCUCCAAUGAGCCUCCCUGUCAUGCCCAGCCUGUGGACAGCCAGCCCCUCUCUGACACCACCCCCACCCCAUCCCUCUCCCCCUCAAAGCAUGGGGGUGCUGCCCUGGCAGCUGUGUGGGUCUCUGACCACUACUGGUCUUGCUGUCUCUUGGCUGAGAAUAAAACCCAUUUCUGGAUGGAGAACAAUGUGUGUCCUCUCUG